Messenger RNA from Charadrius vociferus (killdeer), 2012 nucleotides. It is a transcript of the gene CAMK2A, whose product is annotated as calcium/calmodulin-dependent protein kinase II alpha. Gene Ontology annotation, molecular function: calcium/calmodulin-dependent protein kinase activity; calmodulin binding; ATP binding. Gene Ontology annotation, biological process: protein phosphorylation. The record is from RefSeq and is a predicted model, not a curated record. Gene Ontology annotation, cellular component: cytoplasm; neuron projection. NCBI's taxonomy places the organism in Eukaryota, Metazoa, Chordata, Aves, Charadriiformes, Charadriidae. The transcript is spliced from 19 exons.
UGACGAAGGCUUGUGAGGCUGAGAAGACAAAUUGCCCUCAUCAUUAUCUCCGGGCUUGUCAAUCAAACAUAUUCCCUUAUUUACCUCGGCGAGGAGAGAGCCCCGGGAGCACACGGAGAGGGAGGGAGCGAGAGGAGAGCUGCUUGUCCCAAACUCCGUACUGGGGAGGGAGCAUUUCCAGCCCCUCGGGAUGGCCACCAUCACCUGCAAUCGCUUCACCGAGGAGUACCAGCUCUUCGAGGAACUGGGCAAGGGCGCUUUCUCCAUCGUCCGGAGAUGCGUGAAGGUGUUGGCAGGACAAGAGUACGCGGCCAAGAUCAUCAACACCAAGAAGCUGUCUGCUCGAGAUCACCAGAAGCUGGAACGAGAAGCUCGGAUCUGUCGCCUCCUGAAGCACCCCAACAUCGUGAGGCUCCACGACAGCAUCUCCGAAGAGGGCCACCACUACCUGAUAUUUGACCUGUGAGGGGCGGGAGCGUCUUUUUUUUUGUUUGAGGACAUCGUGGCCAGGGAGUACUACAGCGAAGCCGAUGCCAGCCACUGCAUCCAGCAGAUCCUGGAGGCCGUCCUGCACUGCCACCAGAUGGGGGUGGUCCACCGGGAUCUGAAGCCUGAGAACCUGCUGCUGGCAUCCAAGCUGAAGGGUGCUGCCGUCAAGCUGGCCGACUUCGGCCUUGCGAUCGAGGUGGAGGGGGACCAGCAAGCAUGGUUUGGUUUCGCUGGCACCCCAGGAUACCUCUCCCCUGAGGUGCUCCGGAAGGACCCCUACGGCAAAGCUGUGGACCUGUGGGCUUGCGGCGUUAUCCUCUACAUCCUGCUGGUCGGGUACCCGCCCUUUUGGGAUGAAGACCAGCACCGACUCUACCAGCAGAUCAAGGCUGGGGCUUAUGAUUUCCCCUCCCCUGAGUGGGACACGGUUACCCCCGAAGCAAAAGAUCUCAUCAACAAGAUGUUGACCAUAAACCCGUCCAAGCGCAUCACGGCGGCGGAGGCUCUGAAGCACCCCUGGAUAUCGCACCGUGCCACCGUGGCGUCGUGCAUGCACAGGCAGGAGACGGUGGAUUGUCUGAAGAAGUUCAAUGCCCGGAGGAAGCUGAAGGGAGCCAUCCUCACCACCAUGCUGGCCACCAGGAACUUCUCCGGUAGGAAGGGAGGAAAGUCCAGAAGUAGUUUGGGAUUGAAAAAAAGAAAGUCCAGUUCCAGCGUUCAGUUAAUGGAAUCGUCGGAGAGCACCAACACCACCAUCGAGGAUGAAGACACCAAAGUACGGAAGCAAGAAAUCAUCAAAGUCACAGAGCAGCUGAUCGAAGCAAUAAGCAACGGCGACUUUGAGUCCUACACGAAGAUGUGCGACCCUGGGAUGACUGCCUUUGAGCCCGAGGCUCUGGGCAACCUCGUGGAAGGCCUGGAUUUCCACCGAUUCUACUUUGAAAACCUGUGGUCCCGGAACAGCAAGCCUGUGCACACAACGAUCCUGAACCCUCACAUCCACCUGAUGGGAGACGAGUCCGCCUGCAUCGCCUACAUCCGCAUCACGCAGUACGUGGAUGCGGGAGGGAUCCCCCGCACCGCCCAGUCCGAGGAGACCCGCAUCUGGCACCGCCGGGAUGGCAAAUGGCAAAUCGUCCACUUCCACAGAUCCGGCGCGCCCUCCGUCCUACCGCAGUAAGCCCUCUGAAGCGCGGUCCUGCCCGUGUGGGGUUUGUCACUGACUGACUACCAAGGGGAGACCUCCUCCGACAUCUUCACCUACGGGACUUUGGCUGUUGGCUCUGCUGCUUGGUUCCCGCUGGAAUAACCCCUCGCUUCUCACCGCAUACACGCAACGGCCCCACCGGCGCCGCGCAAGCAUCCCAUCGAACAUCCUCACCCCGCCGGGGCCAUGGCACUGGGUCCCCUUUCCUCUGCAUGAACCAAGAAAAGAGAAACCAUGAACGUAAACCCGAGCAUCUGGGCAGUGAGAUGACACGUGCCGGGGUAUAGGCCUCCCUCCUCAGCUGCAUGGCACUGGU